Molecule: messenger RNA, 4130 nt
Organism: Podarcis raffonei (Aeolian wall lizard)
Lineage: Eukaryota; Metazoa; Chordata; Lepidosauria; Squamata; Lacertidae
Product: zinc finger protein 135-like
Exons: 2
Coding region: 1057-2550 (497 amino acids)
Source: RefSeq, a predicted model, not a curated record
GGGUAUAGGGAAUAUAAGCUAAUGAUUUGCCAAAACCAGGUGUGCCUACUUUGGACCCCUGCUCUUGCGAGAACGUUUUGUAAUCAAUAAAUCGCUGCUUCAUCAGUUUUGUUCAGAUAUUAAUUUGAGGGUCUCAAGACCCACUUCUAACAGUAUUCAGAAGCAUUUGCAGCCCUCAACGGUGGAGGCAGAGAAGAGCCAUCCUGGCUAGUAGGUAUUAGUGCUGGGUGAUAACUGGCUUUCAACAUUGCGAUAUAUCACUGGCUAAACAUUGUGAUAUUGCAAUGUCUGAAAUAAGGAUGGAGCUAUGUAGAGGCAUUGGCUGGCUUCACGGUUUUUUCCAAGUUGUGAUCUUUGCAUAGCACACGAGCGCACACAUCGUGAUUCACAAUAUAUUGCCACGUCAAAAAUUAUGAAACCAAAACCACAAUAUGGACUUCAAACUGGUUUUAGACAAUAUAUCAAUAUACAGUCGUACCUUGGUUCUCGAACGGAAUCCAUUCCGGACGUCUGUUUGACUUCUGAAAAUGUUUGAAAACCAAAGCGUGGCUUCUGAUUGGCUGCAAGAGCUUCCUGCACUCAAUUGAAAUAUACAUAAGCAGUGUUGAACUUUCAGGUUCCAAAGAACAUUUGCAAACCGGAACACUCACUUCUAGGUUUGCAGUGUUUGGGAGCCAAAUCGUUUGCGUACCAAGGUACAACUGUAUCACCUGGCCCUGGUAGGUAUUGAUAGCACAGAUAGAGCCAUAUAAUCUCAUUAGUAAUGCCGUCUUCUGUCUUGCCACUCACCAGGUGACAGCACUGCGUAUAAGAUCAUAGAGGAGAUGUCCCUGCCCUGCUCCUUUCCCCCACCCUGAUGAAGGAGGUUGUGAGCUUGUGUGCUUUCCCCAAAGGGUCCAGGGCAAAGUUUCCUUGAGGCCUACAACCUGUGGGAACGGGCAGACCUCAGGGAUGAGUGUACAGGAACAUACACGAUAAACCCACGCUGGAGAAGAGGAUGGUCUCUUUGACCCUGCAGCCCUUAAAAACGAGGACAAGCUCUUGAACAUCGGCCAAAUGGAAGAGGAGCAAGGUGAGGGGAGCGCAAUUGAGAGUAUAGAUCAUCCAUGGCAAGCCUCUGAACAAGGGGAAUUCUGUGCAGCUGAGAGAAUCCCUGAAGGGAAUGUUUCCGAAACUCCAGAUGCUGUUGAAAGUCCCCAAGGACCGUGGAGGCAACAGGAAAACUGUUUGGAGAAGAGCAGAGGUAAAUCUUGGCAAAGUGAAAUCAGAGAUUGUGAGGGAAGCCACGAAGGUCAGGGGCAAGAGGCACAGACUGAAUUGGGGAACAGCUCAGGCAGAACCCAAGAAGAGAAGAUAUAUCAGUGCUUAUACUGUGGGAAAUCCUUCAACGCACACUUCAAACUUGUUAGACAUCACAGAAUCCACACGGGAGAGAAACCAUACAAGUGCUUGGAUUGCGGCAAGAGUUUUGAUCAGAAAGGAAACCUUAUUGCUCACGCGAGGAUCCACACAGGAGAAAAGCCAUAUGUGUGCUCCAAUUGCGAGAAAAGCUUCAGCCACAAAGGCAGUCUUGUUUUGCAUGUGAGAAUCCACACCGGGGAGAAACCCUACAAAUGCCCUGAUUGUGGGAAAUGCUUCAGCCGUUUAGGGUCCCUGAAAGAGCAUGAGAAGACUCACACAGGAGAAAGACCAUACGCCUGCUUAGACUGUGGGAGGAGCUUCAGGAAAAUAUCUGAGCUCACAACCCACCACAGGUUCCAUACGGGAGAGAAGCCAUACAAAUGCUUGGGCACAAGCUCCAAUCUCAUUGCCCAUCAGAGGACCCACACAGGAGAGAAACCUUAUAAAUGCUCAGAUUGCGGGAAAAGGUUCAGCCAGGCUGGGAACCUUAAGGAACACGAGAGAACCCACACUGGAGAGAAGCCAUAUAAAUGCCCAAACUGUGGGGAAAGCUUCAGGCAAAUAUCUUACUUUAUUAAGCACCACCAAACCCACCUUGCAGAUGAGGGGAUGCAUGUGGAAGAGAAACCAUAUAAAUGCUCUGAUUGUGGGAAAGGUUUUGGUGAGAAAGCGAGCCUCAGCAGACACCAGAGAAUCCACACUGGAGAGAAGCCCUUUAAAUGCUCGGACUGCGGGAAAAGCUUCUGCCUGAAAUCAAAUCUUGUUGUCCACUUGAGAAUCCACACCGGUGAGAAGCCAUAUAAAUGCUCCGAGUGUGGGAAGAGCUUCAACCAGACGUCAAGUCUUCAUAAUCACGAGAGAACCCACAAAGGGGAGGAACCAUAUAAAUGUUUAGAGUGUGGGAAAAGCUUCAACAGACCUUCGCAACUUAAAGCACAUGGGAGAAUCCACACUGGAGAGAAACCAUACUGGUAUUCCCUGUGUGGGAAAGGCUUUAUUUACAACCACCACCUUGUGAGACACCAGAGAAAUCACACAGGAGAGAAACCGUAUAAAUGCCCAGGUUGUGGGAAAGAAUUCAGCCUCAGAUCGACCCUUAUUAAACAUCAAAGAAUCCACAUGGAAGGGACACAAUUAAAAAAUACGUAAGGUGGGCUUUGAGCCUACUAAACAGUUGAGAAUCCAUUAAGGUGUCGGAAAUCCCAUUCAUAGCAGGCCUUGAAAGUGGGCCUGAGGGGGAUCAGGUUGGGGAUGUUCAACCUGUAUGGCAACAUUGCACUCUGGUCAAAGGACUGGACCAGAAAGGCAUUUACUCGGAUGACACUUCUUAUGCUCUUAAUAAAUUGGUCAGAUAGACAAAGGGACAAGCCUUUAAUUCUGUGGUGCAUGAAGAUAUUUUAAUUAUUUUAAGUUUUUUUAUUUGGCACUUUGAACAGUAUUCAUACUUUUGGAUGCACUUGGAUCCUUUAUUUAAAAAAAAAAAGUGUUAUCCAUAUUGUGUAUUAAGUAAACUCAAAAAUUAUUCUAAUGUAUUGAUGCAAAUUGCUGUGGCCUGGCCCUAAGCUAAUGUGUAAAAUCAGUGAAAUGAACUUUGAGCAUAGGAAAUUGCCUUUUACUGAGGCCUUUUCAUUCUCCUUUAUUUAUUCUUCUUCUUACAUCUAUAGACUGCUUUUCCCCCAUAGCCUUUGGCAAGGUGGCAGUUUAGGACGCGGUGGGUGGGGGGAGUCCAGUAAGUGGGGAAUAUGGUAAAGGUUUACAAACUUGUGCAUGAUGUGAAGAAAGUAGUUGGAGAGAAAUUAUUCUCCCUUUGUUGUGAUACUAGUGUAUAUUUUUCAUUCGCCACUGAAAUGAAAGUGCAGCAACUUUCCUUCAUGUAUCCCUUGCUACUCUUUCCCUGCUUUCCUGAUCCCCUUUCUUCUCUUCUGUCCUACAUUCUCAGUGUUUAGUUUGUAAGCUCCUCGGGGCACAGAUCUUUCCUCCUCCUCCCUGCCCUACCCGUGACACAUAUGCAUAUACCCUGCUUGCAUUGCUCUGUAAAGUGCUUUGCAUAGAAGGGGAAUAGCUCAGUGGCAGAGCAUCUCUUUUGCACACAGAAGGUCCCAGGUUCAGUCCCUGUGUCAGACGUGAGCCAGCAGUAAAUCACACUGUGCAAGUUGGAGUUAACUCUUUAUUAGCAAAAACACGAUCUGCACAGGAGGGUCAGGCCCAAUGGGCACAUUAAUUCAUCUCUGGUUGGUCUAGCCUCCAUGAAGUACUUGCUGAGAUUGAAGGUCCCCACCUCCCCACAGCUGCUGUAAGGAUGCUGUCAGCGGCUCCUGGCCGGUUGCCCAGGAAAGUAUAAAGACAAGGAAAAGUGUCUUAACGUCCUUUUUUAUUUCAGUCCUUACAGGGAGAGGCUAUAGAACCCAGCCUCUGUGAUAAUGGCGUUGUCCUGAGCGAAUCUGCCCCCUCCACCUCCGUCUCUCUCACAUUCUCAUUCAUCAUUUUCAUUGUCUCCUCUAUGGGUGCCACUAAGUGCCCUCUGCCUUUGAGCUCUUUGCUCUCCUACUUUUAAGGCUCGCCGGGUUCUGGGAGAUGGAGGGUCUGGAAUGCUUUCUAAUGACAUGUCAGCUGGGUGUUGUUCCAGCUAUCCCAUGAUUUCCCUGCUUUUCCCCUCAUCUGCCUCUGAGCUGCUACCUCCCUCAAACUCCUGUUGUAAAUCUGUACUGUCUUCCUCUUCCUCCUCCCUG